Thunnus maccoyii (southern bluefin tuna) is the source of this 2603-nucleotide messenger RNA. RefSeq names its product ankyrin repeat domain-containing protein 31-like. The transcript is spliced from 12 exons. The record is from RefSeq and is a predicted model, not a curated record. Gene Ontology annotation, molecular function: protein binding. NCBI's taxonomy places the organism in Eukaryota, Metazoa, Chordata, Actinopteri, Scombriformes, Scombridae. The coding region runs from base 111 to 2237 and encodes 708 amino acids.
UUGAAAAUCAGCAACGUUCUUCCUGCCACCUCUAGUUUCAACCUGAGCGCGCGAGAUAGCUAAAUUGUGAAUGUAAGACGUCACGGCGCAGAAAAGACAAACAUUUUAGAAUGACUGACAGCUGUUAUCAGGAAUAUGAGAGGAACAGCGAUGCAUCAUCUUCAGAUGAUGACUCUAUAAGCCUGUUGCAUGAUCCUUACGCGUGCCAAAGCAGAGGGGCAGCUGAGGACAUGGAGAUAAGUGAUUUAGCUUCACAAGAUGGAAACAAGGAGCAGAAAAACAAAGUGGAGAUGGAGAUAAAUCAACUGAAAGCAGCCCAUCCAGGGGCAGAUCCAAGGAUAUCCUGCUGUAGCCAGUCUGCAGCAGGCCAUGCUGAUUCUGCAUCUCAAUCAGUAGCAAAUGUAAAGAAACCCGGAAAGAUACAACUUCGCAAGAGAGACGGAAAGGGAGAGACUCUCCUUCACAAAGCAUGCAAGAGAAAAGAUCUGACCCGAAUCAAAGCGCUCAUUCAGGCUGGGAUCAGUGUCAACAUGGAAGAUUAUGCAGGCUGGACAGCUCUCCAUGAGGCAUCUGCUGUGGGUCACGAGGCAGUGGUUGAGGAACUGUUGAAGGCUGGAGCUAAUGUUAAUGCUAGAAGCUUUGAUGGUGUCACACCCCUACAUGAUGCUGCUUUCUCUGGACACUAUCAGGUAGUGAAGCUUCUCCUCCAAUAUGGCUCAAACCCCAGAGACAGGAAUGUUGGUGGCCUCAGUGCAUUGGACAUGGCAGAGGAGGAGAAUGUUAAAGAACUGCUCUUAACUUUGCAAGCAUCUUCUGUGGUACAUGAGCAGACUGGUGAAGCCUCUGCACAAUACAGACAACCUGGUGACACAUCUUCAGAGGUUCAGGGCCGCAAGCAGCUCUCCUGCCAGAACAGCUUCGGUCCCAGCCGCAGUGACACGUCAAAUGUACAGUCCAGAGACUCAGGUGACAGAGAUGGAGCCAGAGAGCCCAGUGACAUUCAGCUGAGAAAGAAAGACACCAUCACUGAUAAUCUGAUUCAUUCAGAGGCCAUAAGAGAGGUUUUGGAGGAGGUGGGGAAGAAGCAAACAGAAAUGUUGACUUGGCCUCUAACAGAACCAGAGGAUGCAGACAAAUAUCAUACAGCUCUAAAACAGAUCCAGUGUGUGCUGAUUGACAUACUCGCCAAACAGCACUUGGAGAAGGAUAAUCUUGCCCACAAGUACUGGAGUGUGUCUGAAUCCCUUCGGCAACGUGUGUUGAAAAGUCAACUGAUCUCCCUCGCUUCAUGUCAGAGGAACUUAGUGGUGAUCCUCCAGAAGCAAAUGCAUUUGGUAGAGGUGUAUGUAACCAUGAAGGCCAAACUCUCCACUCGGUCUCCCAUAUAUCAAGGCAGUCCAGUAGUGAGACAGCAGCCAGAUCACUUCUCAACUCCAGCUUCCAGAGCUGCCUCUUCUAAAGGUAGGGAGGUGCACAUGUGCUUUCCAAACAACUGUAAUCAAGACAGACAAAGAAAGGAAAGCCAUGAGCCAGUUACACAGGCCAGCCUGUUGAGAUCAGCACCUUCAAGCAAUGCCAAAGAUGUUACCGUGCAAAGACCUCCUGCUCCCUCACCAACCCAGGGGACAAAGGUCAACAGCGGUCAGAGAAGACCUCCACAACCAGGAAACACUUUGCAACACAUAAACUUUCAGAUGAAAGGAAAGAAUGCACUGAUACAGACAAGAGCUGAAGACAAAAGCAGACACCUCUCUAAGCUCAUACAGGAAGGGAAAAUGCCAUCUGGAAGUGUUCUACAGCUGUUUUUGAAGGGUCAUUGGCACCUUGCUAAUGUGCGGGGGGAUGGGUCGAUAAAGGACAGUAAAGGAAAGUUGCACUCGGCUCCAGAGCGCUGGCUGGAGUCUAUCUUUGGUAACUACAUCCCUGUAAGCUCAACGUACGCCUGGGACAAGGUGACUUUCAGAGACAAACCUUUGUCUCAUUACUUAUUGAACACGGAGUCUGAAGGAAACGCACCCCAGAUGUGUCCUGAGGAGGAUGUUCAACUCUGCAGUGAUAGAUCUACUCAGGAGACACUGACCACAGUGGCAGCCAGCCUGAAUCGCCUGAUGAAAAUCAAGAGAAUUCAUUUGGUGGAUGAUGACGAGCUGCUGCCAAAUGCCAUAAUGGACUGCUACUGGGAGAAGCUCUUGCAGAAAGACUAUUCAGAGUUUGAAGACUGGGGAAUUGAAUUAUAAUGAACUCUCGCCACACUUUACUUUUGAACUUAUUUUAUGAUCAGUUUACUCAAAAUGAACGGGGGUAAAAUGAGACCUCUACUGAGUGAUCCUCUCAAACUGAAUGGAACUUCAGAUUUUCAUUCAUUUAUCUUCUUAUUUCUGUCAUAUUACACAAGUUUGCCAUUUUUAUGUAUUUGUGCUUUAGGUUCAUGUUUUAACUAUUUAUAUCAGCCUAAAAGAGCACUCUCUGCUUGGUAAUGUAAAGGUAGGGUUGUCAUUUCAUACUAUAUAUUAAACUUUAUGUUAUAGUGUGAAUUUCUCUUUUACUUCCAUCUGAGCAUUGUUCAGGUUCUUACAGCAUUCAUUUUUAAAUGUAGUAUUUUC